Messenger RNA from Carcharodon carcharias (great white shark), 929 nucleotides. RefSeq names its product arylformamidase (gene afmid). The record is from RefSeq and is a predicted model, not a curated record. The transcript has 11 exons. NCBI's taxonomy places the organism in Eukaryota, Metazoa, Chordata, Chondrichthyes, Lamniformes, Lamnidae. The coding region runs from base 1 to 882 and encodes 293 amino acids. Gene Ontology annotation, molecular function: arylformamidase activity.
AUGAGCUCUUGGAAGGAAAUGAAUAAAGAAGAACUUGAAAAGCAGUAUUCUCCGAGUUGCUGGUCACACCGGAUGGACAAGGACGCAGUUAUAGAAGCUCAUAUCAAAGAAUUAACUAAAGGUACUGAAAAAGGCCGCAGUGUAGCUCAGAUUUGGUUAGAUGUUGCCUAUGGACAAGUUGAUGAUGAAAAAUUAGACAUUUAUUUACCUCCAAAUCCAUCAGCAGCUCCAGCUCUGCUGAUCUAUUUUCAUGGAGGUUACUGGCAGCUGCUGAGCAAAGACUUGUCUGGUUUCAUGGUACCUCCGCUGGUUAAAGCUGGAGUAAUUGUUGUUGCUGUCGAAUAUACCUUGGCGCCGAAAGGUAAUAUGGAUUUAAUUGUGUCUCAGGUCCGACGUAGUGUAGCUUUCAUUGUGCAGCAGUAUUCUGCUUUGAGUGGUGUUUACAUCUGUGGACAUUCUGCUGGUGCCCAUUUAGGAGCUAUGGUACUUUGUACAGAUUGGGCAGAGUAUGGUGUUUCUCCUGAUAUUAAAGGUGCUCUACUUGUCAGUGGGAUUUAUGACCUCUGUCCAAUUGUCCACACCUCUGUCAAUGAUCCUCUUCAGAUGACUGAGGGCAAUGCUCUCCGAAGUAGUCCGAUGCAGUUUGUGAACAUCGUGAAACGACAGGGUGGGAACUGUGAAAUCGUGGUCUCUGUGGCACAGCAUGAUUCAGCUGAAUUUAAAAAACAAUCUCAAGAGUAUUACCAGGCUGUUAAGGCUGCUGGGCUGAACAUCUCUUUUCAAGAAGUACCAAAUACAGAUCAUUUUGAUAUCAUAGAAAAACUAAUGGAAGAGAACUACGUACUUACACAGAUACUGCUGAAAAUGAUGACUAGAAAAUGAACAGCUUUCUGCAGAACUUCAAAAGCAAACAAUAAUUGUUCCCUCAU